CUGCAAAGUUUGAGCCAGUGUUGAAAAAUGGCCCCUACGAUCUGUUGCAAGUGCCACGAGGAAAUAGACGACAAGGCUAUAUGCAGCGAAGGGAAGAUGUACCAUCCGGAGCACUUCACUUGUUCGGAAUGCCAGAAGCCCAUAGGCGAGUCGCAGUUUAAUGUUGUCAGGAACGAGCUGGUGUGCAACGAGUGCCACGAGAGCAAGCAUGCCCCCAGAUGCCAUUCCUGUGGCAAUGUGAUAAAGGAGCGUGUCAUUGCCGCUGUGGGACACAAGUGGCACGAAGAGUGCUUUAGGUGUGUGGGAUGCUGUCAAAAUCUGGUGGCUUCGACAUUCUUUGAAGUGAACGGAUAUCUGUUCUGUAAAUGUGACUUUCGCGAAGUCUUUUCGUCACGGUGCGCCGGCUGUGGAGAGACCAUUGACAAGAAUGUCAUAGUGGCCUUGAACACAAAAUGGCACCCACGUUGCUUUGAAUGCUACAGCUGCGGACACCGAAUUACGACGGAUAUAUUCGACAUAGAAAACGGAAACCCCAUCUGCCUCAAGUGCAGUGCAGUUUAUGUCACAUAAACACAUUAAAUUAUG
Messenger RNA from Drosophila subobscura, 585 nucleotides. Its product is annotated as paxillin homolog 1. Bases 28 to 570 code for a protein of 180 amino acids. Gene Ontology annotation, molecular function: muscle alpha-actinin binding; actin binding. Gene Ontology annotation, biological process: muscle structure development; actin cytoskeleton organization. NCBI's taxonomy places the organism in Eukaryota, Metazoa, Arthropoda, Insecta, Diptera, Drosophilidae. The record is from RefSeq and is a predicted model, not a curated record. Gene Ontology annotation, cellular component: stress fiber; filamentous actin; Z disc. The transcript has 2 exons.